Colletotrichum truncatum is the source of this 660-nucleotide messenger RNA. RefSeq lists its product as uncharacterized. The record is from RefSeq and is a predicted model, not a curated record. Lineage: Eukaryota; Fungi; Ascomycota; Sordariomycetes; Glomerellales; Glomerellaceae.
AUGUCCACCUUCCACCCGUUUCCUCGUCUGCCUCUCGAGCUACGGCAACACAUCUGGGAGCUGAGCAUGGAACCGCGUGAGGUCCCCGCGGGUAAACUCUACCCUACCUCUAUAUCGCGACCGCCGCGCAUUCCGCCACCAUCUGUACUUCAAGCUUGUGUAGAAUCUCGCCUUUAUCUCCAAAGCUAUUAUAAGAAGGCCUUCGUAUCUGAGAAGGCCCCCAACUAUACAUGGGUCAACUUCGAUAUUGACACUGUCUACAUUACCCAAAACACAAUGGAAGACAUGGAAGAAGAGCGUCCUCUCAUUCGGUGGCUCAUCGUCGAAAGCUCGGACGAAGAGAUUUUCACCUUUGACCACGCCCCUUACCUGUUUCACAUGCCGGCGCUGGAGACCGUUACCAUCCUCCACAGAGUGCCAUUUGGAAUGGUACACAAAACCUGGUGGUACGCAUAUCAUCAUUUGAUGUUGGAGUUCUAUUUUUACAGGGAGCCGGUCCGCUUUUAUACCAAAGUCAUCUGCGCCGAAGACCCUCAGCGCGAAAUCAACAAGGACAACUAUUUCCAAUUAGCGUGUGACAUGAUCAGAGAAGAAUUUGAGGGACGUUCCGGCACAAACGAGUCCGACUACCAAAUUUCUGGCGGAGGAGAUGAGGUAUGA